This is a messenger RNA of Vicia faba (fava bean), 465 nucleotides long. The record is from the annotation of a GenBank genome assembly. Lineage: Eukaryota; Viridiplantae; Streptophyta; Magnoliopsida; Fabales; Fabaceae.
AUGGCGACUCUUUCUAUCCACAACAAUUGCAAUAAAAUGCAAAACACUCAAGUCAGUUCUCUCACCGUAUUACAGAGAUCAUCUUUCGUCUAUCAAGAGGUACACAUGUUGCUUAGGCUACAUGACGUAAUCUUUGGUUCUUGUACGAGAAAAGAAGAACAUGACUAUCGUCAAAGGAUAUCACCCAUAGCUUCAUUCAAUCUUAUGCAAGCAUCACCAACAUUCAUACAUGCUCAUUCAAUUCCAUUCAAGGUUAUAAAAGUACAUUAUUCGUCAAACUUCCAUCCAAGGAUCUUAUUAAUUUUGUUCGAAGUACAAAUUAGAAAUCACCAUUUACAUUCAUCCGAACCUUGCAAGAUUAUACCAUUGCCUUUACAUAAACCAUUACCGUUACAAGACUAUCUCAUGUCACAAACGUUACAACUCAAAAACAAUUACAAAAAAGAGUUCUCAUAUCUAUCUUAA